Messenger RNA from Erythranthe guttata (spotted monkey flower), 1623 nucleotides. The record is from RefSeq and is a predicted model, not a curated record. Lineage: Eukaryota; Viridiplantae; Streptophyta; Magnoliopsida; Lamiales; Phrymaceae.
UCAAUUAUUGAGAAUUUGGGGUUUUAGAUUUUACAAAUCAAUCGUUUAAAUUCGUAAAUCAAGAAUCAGAAAUCGAAGAAUAAAUUUAUAAGAAAUGGCGCAUUUCGGAGAAAUGGCGAAUGUGGCCCAACUGGCGGGAAUGGAUGCAGCGAGCCUAAUCGGGAUGAUAGUGAAAGCAGCAACAACUGCACGAAUGCACAAGAAGAACUGCAGACAAUUCGCUCUGCAUUUGAAGCUGAUCGGUAAUUUGUUGGAGUCCCUUAGAAUUUCCGAGCUCAAAAAAUAUCCGGAAACUCGAGAGCCGUUAGAGCAGCUCGAGGACGCUUUGAGGAGGUCGUACGUGUUGAUACAUAGUUGCCAAGAUCGGAGUUAUUUGUAUCUUCUUGCUAUGGGUUGGAACAUCGUUUACCAGUUUCGGAAAGCUCAGAGCGAAAUCGAUCGGUAUUUGAAGAUCAUACCCCUCAUUACACUUGUCGACAAUGCUCGUGUUCGGGAACGAUUUGAAAUGAUCGAAAGAGACCAGCGUGAGUAUACAUUGGACGAGGAGGACAAAAAAGUGCAAGAAAUGAUUCUCAAGCGCGAGCCUUCUCAACACGACACGAUUAUAUUGAAAAAAACGCUUUCUUGUUCGUAUCCAAACAUGCCAAUAAAAAAGGCCAUACAAAAGGAAAACGAGAAGCUUCAUUUGGAGCUGCAGCACUCACAGGCUAAUUUGGACGUUCGUCAGUGUGAAGUGAUUCAGCAUCUGCUCGAAGUUACGGAAGCUGUUGCAUCAAAUUCUUCAUUGUCUGAAAAAAGUUCGCAUGUUAAAGAAUCCAAGGUGGAGCAUCUUUACGUAGACGUCAAAACUGAAAACAGAGACUUCGAUAAGAACUACACUAAGAACAGUCAAAAGCAUGCAGCUUCACGGAGCACGUCUUCGGUUUCAUCGAGACGUGAUUUGCUGGCAUCGGACGUUUCGGAGGAUGAGUGGCAUUCAGAUUUACUUGGCUGCUGUGCAGAACCUCUUCUGUGCAUAAAGACCUCGUUUUUCCCAUGUGGCACAUUUUCCAGAAUUGCUUCAGCGGCAAAUAGUAGAGACAUCUCUCCGGCAGAAUCUUGCAACGAUUUGAUGGCUUAUUCUUUGAUACUUUCCUGCUGCUGCUACACUUGUUGCAUCAGAACCAAACUCCGCAAAAUGCUAAACAUCAAGGGAGGCUUGUUCGACGAUUUUCUUUCACACCUCAUGUGUUGUUGUUGUGCCCUUGUCCAAGAAUGGCGAGAAGUCGAGAUUCGUCAAGUCAAAGGUAACCAAUCUCUUAAUUCAUCAUUAUCUUUAUUUAAUACGACGUAUGUAAAUUACAUCGUUUUUAUAUGAGGGGAUGUAAUCGACAAGCUUCAAAUGUUUGUGAUUCCGAUUUUUAAUUUUUUGCAGGUGGUCUGAAAAUAACGACUCCUCCGACUAUCCAAUAUAUAGAAUAUUGAAUCGAUAGAUUGCACAUAUAUGUAUGUAUGUAUGUAUGUAUGUAUGUAUGCAUUAAAGAACCUUAUGUACAGGUAAAAAUGGUUUGUAGCCAAAUCAAAACUAUUUUGGGACUUUGUUUCGAGACUUGAAAAUGACUCCACCAUUUUUAUAACAUGUCA